CUGCUCAAUUAUUGAAAAGAAAAAUCCAUGUGCAUUAUUUUUAUUAUUAUUAUCUCAGAAAUGCAGAAAUUGAUCAUCUCUUCCUUCUGCAUAUUGAUACUGGUUUUCUUCAAACUAGUUGAAGCAAGCCAAUAUGUGUGCGCGAAAUCCAACUGUAGCAAUGAUCAAGGCCCGGCUAUCCAUUUCCCAUUGAACAUCAGGCGCACACAUCAUUGUGGAAAUUCUGGGCUUGAAUGCAAUGGGAGAUAUGAGCAGCAAAUACUAAUAAAAUUAUUUGUCAAAGACACAGAUUACAAGCGUCAGGAAAUCCAAGUCUAUUCCCCAAGUAACUGCCUGCUGCUAAAGCUUGUUGAAAUCCCAAACAUGCCACCCUCUCCCUUCGUGCCAGUAGUCGAUUACAUGAUUAAUUUCAUAAACGUUACCUUAUUCAGUUGUCCUACUUCUGUUGCAAUACGAGAUACGUAUGGUUGUCAAGUCCCCUGCCUUGGCGACCGUGGCAAGAGAACUUAUGCCAUUGAUUCUGGGGUUUAUUUUGAAACUCUCUUCCAGAAUCUAGAAUCCUGUACAAAAAUGUAUGAUGUUUUAUCAGUUCCAAUAGCCGAUGAAUAUUAUGUUUUUCGUUUCAAAUGGUCUAUACCAAAUUGCAGAAAAUGUGGAGAGGGAAAGAAGUGUGAAUGGCAGAACAAUGAAAUUAAAUGUCUUCCCUGGAGGAAACCAAGCAACACAUGGAAAAAAGUGGUUACAGGUGGAAUCCUGUGUGCUUUGCUUCUUGUUCUACUGACGAUUGCAGCAUAUCGGGUAUAUAGCGCUGAUAGAAAGGAGAAAGAGAGUCGAUUAAGAAUUGAAAGAUUCUUGGAGGACUACAAAGCACUCAAACCAAGCAGGUAUUCGUACGCAGAUAUUAAGAGGAUUACAAAUCAAUUCAAGGACAAGUUGGGCGAAGGAGCCUAUGGAACUGUCUUCAAAGGAAUGCUCUCUUCUGAAUUCUUCAUUGCUGUCAAAGUCCUCAACAGUUCCAAGGGAGAUGGGGAAGAGUUCGUAAAUGAAGUGCGAACGAUGGGUCAUAUCCACCACGUAAACGUGGCUCGCUUGGUUGGAUUUUGUGCUGAUGGAUUUGUACGAGCUCUUGUUUACGAGUUCUUCCCCAAUGGUUCCCUGCAGGAUUUCAUUUCAUCUGCAGAUAGUAAGAAUUCAUUUCUUGGUUGGGAUAAGCUACAAGAUAUUGCCCUAGGCAUAGCCAAAGGAAUUGAAUAUCUUCACCAGGGAUGCGAUCUACGAAUCCUGCAUUUCGACAUCAAACCCCAUAAUGUUUUGCUAGACCAAAACUUCACUCCAAAAAUUUCUGAUUUUGGUUUGGCCAAGUUAUGUUCCAAGGAUCAAAGCUUGGUGUCCAUGACUACAGCAAGGGGGACCAUGGGCUACAUUGCACCUGAAGUGUUCUCCAGGAAUUUCGGAAAUGUGUCGUACAAGGCAGAUGUUUAUAGCUUUGGAAUGCUACUGCUUGAGAUGGUAGGAGGAAGGAAGAAUAUUGGUUCAAUUACGGAUAACACUACAAAUGAAAUUUACUAUCCACAGUGGAUUUAUAAUCUUCUAGAGGAAGGGGAUGACCUACGAAUCCACAUUGGGGAAGAAGGAGAUGGUAAAAUUCCAAAGAAACUUGCAAUUAUAGGGCUAUGGUGUAUCCAGUGGCACCCGUCGGAUCGUCCUUCCAUGAAAAUAGUGGUUCAGAUGUUAGAAGGAGGAGGAGAAAGCUUGAGUAUGCCGCCUAAUCCCUUUGUGCCUACUGGUUCUACAACUAGGAAUGCAAGACACCUAGAGCUAGAAGCUAUUGCUGAAUUAGAGUAAAAUGUAUAUGCAGAUAUGUAGACGUAUAGAUAUAGUAAUAUUUAUAUUGAAUAAGAGGCCGUUUGAUAACCA
Molecule: messenger RNA, 1917 nt
Organism: Malus domestica (apple)
Lineage: Eukaryota; Viridiplantae; Streptophyta; Magnoliopsida; Rosales; Rosaceae
Product: rust resistance kinase Lr10-like
Biological process (GO): protein phosphorylation
Molecular function (GO): ATP binding; protein kinase activity
Source: RefSeq, a predicted model, not a curated record